Diabrotica balteata is the source of this 2400-nucleotide messenger RNA. NCBI's taxonomy places the organism in Eukaryota, Metazoa, Arthropoda, Insecta, Coleoptera, Chrysomelidae. The record is from the annotation of a GenBank genome assembly.
CUUGCGUUUGCGCGUUGUUGCAUCCUAAAAGCAGUAAAAGUAAAAUCGCCAUUUUGUGUAUUGUGUUUGUGGGUACAUGCAUCAUAAAUCGAUUUUCGGUUUGCGGUAAUUUAUAAUUUUACAAUUUAUUCGUUUUUAUCUUGACAUCUAAAUAACAAGAUGAUGACCUCAUUUCAACAACAGCGGCUUAUGAUGAGUGCUUCGGCAAAAGCACAUCCGCCUACUCCAACUAUUAGUGCACCACCACCAAUACCACCAAUACUACCACCUCCUGGUAUAUCCCCUUCAGUUUUAGCCCCAGCUAUGCCCUUACCUCCUAUGUUACCACCUAGCAUGCAAGCCCUCGGCAUACCGCCUCCUCCUAUGCCCCCUAUGCCCUCUAUGCCAAUGAACUCGGUACCUGACCAAAUUCCUCCACCUCCCAUGUCGGUGGACCCGGAACCUCCGGUAGACGCUGAACCAGAACUUUCACCAAAACCUGAAAUGGAGCCUGAUCCCAUGGAUUAUGAACCUCCUGCACCAGGAACAGAAGAAAUUCCCGAGAUACCCAUUGAUCCAGCAAGACUAUGUGAGGGAUACGAGUAUAUCUAUGAUUUGAGUCAAAUUGGCGAAGUCAUUACAGGUCCUGGUGCACGCAGCAGUACAAUUGCAGGAAUUUUAGGAGGAGCGCUACCCAAACUAUCAUCGGAUGAUGCAGAUGCAGUUAGCAAGGCAAAGAAAUACGCUAUGGAACAAAGUAUUAGAAUGGUUCUCAUGAAACAGACGAUUGCUUAUCAACAACAGCAAGAGGCUGGUCAGAGGAAUCUAAUCCAGAGGCAGCAGGCUCUCGCUCUCAUGUGCAGAGUAUACGUCGGAAGCAUCAGUUUCGAAUUGAAGGAAGACACCAUCCGUUCGGCUUUCCUCCCUUUUGGUCCCAUCAAAUCUAUAAAUAUGUCGUGGGAUCCCAUCACGCAGAAACACAAAGGUUUCGCGUUUGUCGAGUACGAGAUCCCGGAAGCGGCGCAAUUGGCGCUCGAGCAGAUGAACGGUGUCAUGAUCGGCGGUAGAAACAUUAAAGUCGUCGGAAGACCGAGCAAUAUGCCGCAAGCGCAGAACGUUAUAGAUGAAAUACAAGAAGAGGCCAAACAGUAUAAUAGAAUAUAUGUGGCGUCCAUUCAUCCGGAUUUGGUAGAAGAGGACAUUAAAAGUGUAUUCGAAGCCUUCGGACCCAUCAUUUACUGCAAACUCGCUCAAGGAAGCACUGGACACAAACAUAAAGGUUACGGAUUCAUAGAAUACGAAACAGCCCAAGCUGCCAACGAAGCCAUCGCCAGUAUGAAUUUGUUCGAUCUGGGAGGACAGUUCCUCAGGGUCGGUAGGGCGAUAACUCCGCCCAAUGCUCUUUUAGGACCUUCUUCUGGCUCUAGCGUUUUACCCACAGCAGCAGCAGUUGCUGCUGCAGCUGCAACAGCCAAAAUUCAAGCUAUGGACGCAGUUGCUAGUAACGCCGCUGCUCUAGGAUUACCUACGUUAAAUAAAGCACCAACAGUUCCUACCGUUGUGACCCAACCGGUAGUCUUGCCAGUCAUAACCCAGCCCGUUGUAGCAGGACCGACAGUUGUAACAACGGCAGCAGGUGUUCCGGCAAUCAUUCCUCCACCUGGUAUCGCCAUACCGCAAAUCACACCAAAUAACACGAUUCAGCCGGCGAUUGUUACGCCUUUGAUCACUCCACCACAAAUCGCAGCCCCCACAGUAGUCACACCGAUGAUCCAACCUUCCGGCAGUUCAGCAGAAUCGAUGAAAAAGGUCCAGGAAGCUCAGUUAAAACAACAGGAACAGCUGCAGAAGAAAUUGCUGGAUCAGAGCGAGCCACAAACGUUGCAACAACAAGAAAAUAUGUCGAUAAAGGGCCAAAACGCCAGGCAUUUUGUGAUGCAAAAACUUAUGAGAAAGGUGGAUUCGAGGGUUGUUAUUUUAAGGAAUAUGGUAGGUCCCGAGGACGUAGACGAAAUGUUGCAGGAGGAAAUCCAAGAGGAAUGUAGCAAAUUUGGAUCGGUAGAAAAAGUAAUUAUAUAUAACGAAAAACAGUCUGAAGAAGACGAUGAUUCCGAUGUGAUAGUUAAAAUUUUUGUAGAAUUUACGGAAACAUAUGCUGCAGAAAAAGCGAGAGACGUAUUAAACGGCAGGUAUUUCGGCGGAAGAAUGGUGCAAGCAUCCCUCUACGACCAAACGUUAUUUGAUCACAGUGAUUUCUCCGGUUAGCACGUUUUAUCCCAAAGACUGUUUUAAUAAGUGAAAAUUAAUAUUUUAAAGUUUUACGUUCUUAAAAGUCGUGAAAAUAUAAUUUUAUUAUAUUUUUGAUUAUUAUAUAGUGAAAAGUGAUUUAAGAAUAUUGUUUAAUAAUAUGUUAAUUUAUUA